This is a messenger RNA of Coccomyxa subellipsoidea C-169, 492 nucleotides long. RefSeq lists its product as hypothetical. Bases 1 to 492 code for a protein of 163 amino acids. The record is from RefSeq and is a predicted model, not a curated record. Gene Ontology annotation, molecular function: fatty acid elongase activity. Lineage: Eukaryota; Viridiplantae; Chlorophyta; Trebouxiophyceae; Coccomyxaceae. The transcript is spliced from 4 exons. Gene Ontology annotation, cellular component: endoplasmic reticulum membrane. Gene Ontology annotation, biological process: very long-chain fatty acid biosynthetic process; fatty acid elongation, polyunsaturated fatty acid; fatty acid elongation, saturated fatty acid.
AUGUUUAUCGGAACGGCGUACGAAAGCCUGCAGGGAGCCCUAUACUUCUGGAGCUAUGCCUACUACCUUUCAAAGUACUAUGAAUUCCUGGAUACUGUUCUGCUGGCGCUGAAGGCCAAACCUUUGACAUUUCUGCAUGUCUUCCAUCACACCAUUGUGGUGGUCAUGGCAUAUCUGUGGCUGGACGCCGCACAGUCACUGCAGCAGAUAGCCUUGCUCACAAACACAGGCGUCCAUGUCCUGAUGUACUACUAUUACUUCAUGUGCACAAUUAAACGGCCUCCAAGGUGGAAAAAGCUGGUGACACAGAGCCAGAUCGUUCAGUUUGUAUUCAGUUUUGCUGCAUCCGUCCCAUUCUGGUGGAUGCAUGCAACCUCGGAGGGCUGCUCAGGCUUGGGGGCUAUGGUUUUCAAUGCCGCCUUCAACCUUCUGCUGCUUCUCCUGUUUGCCAAUUUCCAUAGGAAAAGCUACGCUGCAAAGAAGAGAGCUUGA